Sphaerulina musiva SO2202 is the source of this 4315-nucleotide messenger RNA. Its product is annotated as RhoGAP-domain-containing protein. The record is from RefSeq and is a predicted model, not a curated record. The coding region runs from base 216 to 3773 and encodes 1185 amino acids. Gene Ontology annotation, cellular component: cytoplasm. Gene Ontology annotation, biological process: signal transduction; actin cytoskeleton organization. The transcript is spliced from 3 exons. Lineage: Eukaryota; Fungi; Ascomycota; Dothideomycetes; Mycosphaerellales; Mycosphaerellaceae.
CCUUCCUCCGCUUGCGAGAACGGACCGAUCGCACAACUUCGCUCCACCACCCCCCGUCACUGGUAUACACACUUUCGACAAACCUCCUCUCUCUCACGCAGCCAGCGUCACAUCGAGCCAGAGCCGAUACUUCCAGCGCCAGCAUCGCAGUGUGCGUACUGUGCACAGGACUGCGCACACCAUCCGCUCUACCCAGCGCCGCCUAGCGCGCAGGCAUGGCGGUGUCUUUAGGACAAGACAGCGACCGGCCGCCGGGCAAGCAGCAGCAGCAGCAGACCUUCCACGAUGAUGGCCCUUCCACAUCCACGCAGCAUGCAUCUCCUCCCGCCAACGCCAACGGCCAAACCGAUAUUGCUCUGCGCCCCCACGAGCAGCACGGGCUCGUGGGACUAUCCUCCGCUGCACAGGACCGGUCGCGGCCGUCCCUGGACCGACCGCACGAUCAUGGCAGCAAGGAACGCUCCAAGUCGGGAGGAAGAAGGCCCAGUGGACACCAUCAGCGCACGUGCGGCAAGUGUCAGAGAGCCUUGACCGGCCAAUUUGUGCGGGCUUUGGGAGAUACAUAUCACUUGGAAUGCUUUACAUGUCAUGACUGCGGCAAAAUCGUCGCCUCCAAGUUCUUCCCUGUGCCAGAUCAGCCACCGAAUCAAUACCCCUUGUGCGAAACCGAUUACUUCAAAAGACUUGAUCUGUUGUGCUAUGCGUGUGGCGGGGCUUUACGAGGCUCGUACAUUACUGCGUUAGAGCGCAAGUACCACAUUGAGCACUUCACCUGCUCCGUGUGCCCCACUGUUUUUGGCGCACAGGACUCCUACUAUGAGCACGAGGGCAAUGUGUAUUGUCACUUCCACUACUCGACCAAGUUUGCGCAAAAGUGUAAUGGGUGCCAGACCGCCAUUCUUAAGCAGUUUGUGGAGAUUUUCCGAAACGGAGUGAAUCAGCAUUGGCACCCAGAGUGCUACAUGAUCCACAAAUACUGGAAUGUUCGAUUGCAUGCACCUCCCCCUAAGGGCUCUGAGGAAGAAUUCGCGUUGGAACGGCAGAGGCAGAUACAGGCUGGCAUAGAGGUCGAUGCAAGCGCUGAUCAGAGGCGAACGGUACGGACAGAGGAAGAGGCUGUGGAAUACAAGGUGCACUGGAUAUGGCAUACGUUGUCGACCUUCGAAGAGCGAUCUGCGACUCGCAUUUCGGACAUGUUGCUGCACGUGAGCAACGGCGCAUACAUGGACGGAGUGGUUGCAGCGAAGAAAUUCAUCACUCAUGUCGACCUUUUAUUUGGUGCAGCAGACGAUCUGGACCGCAGGCUUCAAGUGCGACCUUCGAACGGACCAGACAAGACGGUUCGCACAUUUGACGCUAUUGUGCAUCCUGGACUCAGCUACAGCAGAGAAGCCAAGCUGCUAUGUAAGAAAGUGGUAGCCUUUUUCCAACUACUGGCCGAGAACCAGGACAACGGUGUCCGUAGACUUGGCGUCACGCAGGAACUACUCUCACUCGUGACGGGCCUGGCGCACUACCUCAAGCUCAUGAUUCGAAUAUGCCUUUCGGGUGCUCUAAAGCUCGAGCGAGAAACGUCAAGCGCACAAGGCUUGGAAGGAUUUCUGGAAGAUAUCAGCAAGCUCGACGAGCGACUUGAAACAGAGGGCCAACGAGACUCCAGAGCUGAUGCUGAAGCCUAUGUCGACAAAAGCGCCGACACUUGCGUGGUCUGUAACAAAGCCGUCGAGGAUAAGUGCUUCCGCAAAAAGAAUCAGGUGAUACACACGCAGUGCUUGAACUGCGCCAAAUGCGGCAAGGAUUUCAGCGAUGAUCCUAGCAGUGCACGAUGGAGCGAACAAGCUGGAAGAGCGUGGUGCGAACUACACGCACCUGCUGAUGCCGAAGCAGGCGGAUUCGAGACCGUGUCACGAUUGCAACAAUAUGUUCACCUCCUCCGGGUCGCCCACGCGAGACUUCUUGCCACGUUGAGAACGGGCGGCGCUCUACCGCAUACCAGCGACGACCCCAAUUUGCUAGGCUACGACUCACGCGAAGGUCAUGCUGCCUCGGGCGAGGCACAGCCACCUCUGUUACGCUCCAACACACGAUCAAGAUCAUAUGCUGGAAGGUCGCCUGGUCAGAGAAACCAAGGCGAGCAAAGCUAUGAAGAUACGAUGGGUGACAUACGACGCCUGCGUAGUACCAGGAUGGACAAGCACCUGUCGAAUGCUACGAAGAAGGCUCGCACAUCGCGCAUCAUUGAUGGACCGGAGGGCAUGCGUCCAGGUUCGGCAGAUGGCGCAGAUCGCAAUCGCAGAAAAAGCACUUUCCAAAUCGUCGAAGACCGAGCUGCGCAUGGUGAUUCUGUUUCUCAGCUCACCUUUGGCAAGCAGGAUGCAAUGACUUUGGACGACAUACCAAGAAUUGUGCAGGCACAACAGACGAGGGAGCAAAGGCCGAAUGCUUCGAGAUUUGCCCGACAGCCCAUGAUUCCCCAGGAGCCAGUGCCGAGGCUUGUCAAUGGCCAUACUCGCGACUUCUCGGGAGAUGGAGGUGAAAAGAUGGAGACUCGACCACCAGGCACGAAGAAGUACUUCUCGGAGCUUACAGCCCUGGAAUACUUCAUCGUCCGCCACGUGGCAGUGCUCUCCAUGGAGCCACUGGUAGAGGGUCACUUUAACCAGGAAGAACUGCUAGACCUCAUCGAAACACGUAAGCAAAACUUCUGGAGCAAAUUCGGCAAAGCGUUUCAGGGUAAGGAGAAGAGACCGAGAGCAGCGAAGAAUGCCAUCUUUGGCGUACCUCUGGAGCAGGUACUGGAGCGAGACUACGAAGAAAGCACAGAUGGCGUUGGACCCGGCUCUUUGAAGAUUCCCUCGCUGGUUCAAGAAUGCGUCAGCGCCAUGAAGACUAUGGAUAUGUCUGUGGAAGGUGUAUUCCGCAAGAAUGGCAAUAUCAAGCGACUUAACGAUGCGAAGGAGGAGAUUGAUACCAAGGGCGCUGUGCAAGUUGACUUGACGAAGGAGAAUCCUGUGCAAGUGGCUGCAUUACUGAAGAAGUAUUUGCGCGAACUGCCUGAUCCGUUACUUACCAACAAGCUGCACAAGCUGUGGACAACCUCAUCUCGAAUCGAGGACAAUGAGCGUCGGCGGCGACUGUUGCAUUUGACUUGCUGUCUGUUGCCCAAAGCACACAGAGACACCAUGGAGGUUCUUUUCACUUUCCUCAAUUGGGUGUCUAGCUUCAGCCACGUCGACGAAGAGAGCGGCAGCAAGAUGGACAUUCACAACCUGGCGACUGUGAUCACGCCGAAUAUCAUGCACAGCGGAAAAGACGCCGUGCCCGUCGAAGAUAGCUUUCUAGCCAUCGAAGCUGUUCACAGCUUGAUUGAAUGCAACGAAAGCAUGUGCGAGGUGCCGGAGGAUCUUGCAAUGAUACUGAACGACUCCUCACUCUUCAGCAACACGGCGGAGAUUACCACGAAGGAAAUCUUGAAGCGCUAUGGUGACCGCGCAAAGGCGCCCACGGUCAACAGUGGCCAUGUUGUCGUUGCGCAGAAUGGCACUACAUCGCCGCCAACGUCAGCGCCGAUUGUCACAAGAGUGGACACCGAUCACUAUCAACAGAGCGCAUGGCAGAACGAGAGCUCCGUGAGGCAUGUCGGCAGCGAUCGCGAUCCGAUGACGCUACCAAACCUUCCAUAUGCGAACCCAAACGCCAGCACCGAGUCGCAUGGCAGUCCGAACAGAGCAAGUCGCGCAGGACCACAGCAACGGGCUGUAGGGAUCGUGUAGAAUGAUGCUGUAAUAUGGCGUUAGACUCGGGAUCAACCAGGCUUGCCUCGUUGUGAAAUUGGACACCAAAUGCCGGGCAGAUGGGGCAAAAAGACGUUUCAGCUUCCCAAAGUUACACAUUCCACAAUUCCAACGGAAGUGGACUGUUCAACCUUGGAGGGCCCCUGGCUUUCCAUUUGGAGUUGACUCGAGGGGUUGAUCAUGAAGGGCAAAAGACCAUUCGAACACUCCAGUCAUGAACUGGCGUGUGUGUGUAUUGGAAGGGGGGGAUUUUUUUUUAAGAAAAGAAGAAAAGGAGAACAUGGAGCAGAGAGAGAGAGAGAGAGAGGCGCGAUUUGAACGCAUUGCAUACCCCCCAUCCCCCGCCAUUACAGUAAUGGCGUUGCAGAAAAGGAAAAGGAUAAAAAUGAAAAUAAGUAGCUGUCUGCUCAAUCGGCGACAGAGAAAGAAGAAGAAGAAGAAGAGAUGAAUCAUUGGUUCGUCAUGUGCCAGCCAGCUGGGUAUAGUAGUGACUUUUUUUUUCUUCUUGAGAUGAAAAAGAG